This is a messenger RNA of Trichoderma citrinoviride, 330 nucleotides long. RefSeq names its product P-loop containing nucleoside triphosphate hydrolase protein. The record is from RefSeq and is a predicted model, not a curated record. Gene Ontology annotation, cellular component: cytoplasm. Lineage: Eukaryota; Fungi; Ascomycota; Sordariomycetes; Hypocreales; Hypocreaceae. The transcript has a single exon. The annotation marks the transcript as partial. Gene Ontology annotation, molecular function: adenylylsulfate kinase activity; sulfate adenylyltransferase (ATP) activity; ATP binding.
UCCCCCUACCGCGCCGACCGCGACCUCGCCCGCGGCCUGCACGCCCAGGCCGACCAGGGAGGCGACGAGCCCAUUCCCUUUGUCGAGGUCUACGUCGACGUGCCCCUCGAGGUCGCCGAGCAGCGCGACCCCAAGGGCCUCUACAAAAAGGCCCGCGCCGGCGAGAUCAAGGAGUUCACCGGCAUCUCGGCGCCGUACGAGGAGCCGCUGAAUCCCGAGAUCACCAUCAAGACGCACGAGAACACCGUCGAGGAGUGUGUUGCGCAGAUUACAAACUGGCUCAUCGCCAAGGGCUACAUCCACGGCCCCGAGGCGCAGGUGAAGAACUAA